Molecule: messenger RNA, 2675 nt
Organism: Aspergillus pseudotamarii
Lineage: Eukaryota; Fungi; Ascomycota; Eurotiomycetes; Eurotiales; Aspergillaceae
Gene: vps27
Product: ESCRT-0 subunit protein VPS27
Exons: 5
Coding region: 209-2422 (737 amino acids)
Biological process (GO): protein transport to vacuole involved in ubiquitin-dependent protein catabolic process via the multivesicular body sorting pathway; protein targeting to vacuole
Cellular component (GO): ESCRT-0 complex
Molecular function (GO): metal ion binding; ubiquitin binding; phosphatidylinositol-3-phosphate binding
Source: RefSeq, a predicted model, not a curated record
UUCCCCUCCCAGACCUUGUAUUUCUUCAUAACACCUCCUGGAAGGCCGAGAUAACUCAGUUUUAUCCUGUCGCCUUCGCAGCACAAAGUCUACGGUCGCGAUUCCCGCCUUUCCUGUUAUUCAACGCCGCUACCCAACGUCAUAGCUACUCGUCGCUUGACCAUCCUUCGACUACCAAUCGCGCCCCUCUGAUAACAUUACCGUCGCCAUGGCGGGCUGGUUCUCCUCAUCUUCUCCCAUUGAUGAUCAGGUGGAGAAAGCCACCUCAUCUUCUUUGGAGGAUAUUGCCCUCAACUUAGAGAUUUCAGACCUCAUUCGGUCAAAGAGUGUUCAACCUAAAGAUGCGAUGAGGUCUCUGAAACGACGAUUGGAAAAUAAAAACCCGAAUGUGCAGUUAGCGACAUUGAAGUUGACAGAUACAUGCGUUAAGAAUGGCGGAACACAUUUCCUCGCCGAAAUCGCUUCUCGCGAGUUCAUGGACAACCUCGUCUCCCUUCUGAAAGCGGAAGGUUCUCCGCUUAACACAGAGGUGAAAGAGAAAAUAUUGGAAUUGAUCCAGGACUGGGCGAUGGCAGCCCAGGGCCGUAUGGACCUGAGUUAUGUAGGGGAAACAUAUCGCAAGUUACAAGGUGAAGGUUUCCGAUUUCCGCCAAAGACCCAAAUCAGCGGGAGUAUGCUCGAGAGUAGCGCGCCCCCGGAAUGGAUCGACUCAGACGUCUGUAUGCGCUGCCGUACGCCGUUCAGUUUUAUGAAUCGCAAACACCACUGCCGGAAUUGUGGUAACGUCUUCGACGCUCAAUGUUCUAGCAAGAACCUUCCUCUACCUCACUUGGGGAUAUUACAGCCUGUCCGUGUUGACGAUGGGUGCUACGCAAAACUAACUUCGAAACCAUUCACACCCUCUGGAUUGUCGGAUCGAUCCGCCUUCAAGAAUAACUCUAUCACAAAGUCUAGCGUGAUGGAACCGCGUACGGCGCGGGCAGAGGGCGGUUUUGAUGAUGACCUACGACGGGCUUUGCAGAUGAGCUUAGAGGAGGCGCAGGGUAGAGGAUCUACUGGUUACGUUCCACAGCCGAAGGUUGCCCAAGAGCCGCCUCAGGCAUCUAGUCAAUCCAGAACCGAAGAGGAGGAGGAUGCAGACCUAAAGGCCGCUAUUGAGGCAUCCCUGCGCGACAUGGAACAACAUAAGCAAAAACACGCAGCCGCUCUGAAAAACACCCCUAUUAAUGAACCUUCUACAUCUCGAGAUACACCUGGCGUGACAUCGUUACCCAAGAAUCCUUAUGAACUGAGCCCUGUGGAGGUGGAGAAUAUCCACCUCUUUGCCACUCUUGUUGACCGAUUACAACACCAGCCACCGGGUACUAUUCUACGUGAGCCUCAGAUUCAGGAGUUAUAUGAGAGCAUCGGCACCCUUCGACCUAAAUUGGCUCGGAGCUAUGGUGAAACGAUGAGCAAACAUGAUACACUACUUGAUCUACAUGCUAAACUAUCAACGGUUGUCCGGUAUUACGAUCGCAUGCUGGAGGAGCGCCUCUCGAGUGCAUAUUCGCAGCAGUCACUAGGAUAUGGAACCGUUCCUAGCGGCCCACGAUAUCCUAAUGUGUACCCCUCGAUGCCGCCACUUGCUCCCGAAGGGAAGAGUGGAGUUGAGAACUUCUACUAUGGGAAUCCAGGCGUGGAAAAGCCGACAAUUUCUAGUACACCAUAUACCCAGCAGCAACCAGAGGGGGAAGGACUCGACAGGGCUGGAAUGCGCAGCGGCGCCAUGAGCCCCGGCAUGUACUCACAGCCCCCUCCAGCUAUGCCGCAAAGUACACCAUGGUAUGGAAACACGCAGGCUGCGUCUCCAAAGAUCUCAGCCGCCAAUACACCUUACCCUCAGAGCCCCUCUGCGUACCCUGCCCCAGGCGCACCGACACAUUUCUAUACAGCCCCCAAUCAGCCAGACCAAGAUGUGAACCCUUAUCAAUCUCCCCGACAAAGCGAGGUGGACGCCUCUUAUUUGCCGUCGCCUGUGACACGGCGCGAUUCCUUGUACCAACCAACUACACACCCCAACGUUCCAGCACCGAGCGUACCAGAGCAGCCACCAUCGGCUGAGCAAAUGGCGUACCUACAGCUGUCAGAGUCUCACCCUAUGCAACCUGGAAGCCAGCCUGCACUUAACCGCCAGCCCACCGACCCUGCAACCCAGUCUUAUUACUACCAACAACCUCCCCCAGCGCACCCAGGCGCUGCGUACCCCCAGGCGCAACCGGCGUAUCAUGGUGCGUAUCCUGUCAACGAUGCCUCUCCGGUAGGCGGAACUGCCCCUCCAACACAUUAUCAACAGCAGCAACAGCAACCACAACAACAGCAACAACAACAACCACCACCACCAUCGCGACCCGCAGUUGAAGAGAGCUUGAUUGAGUUGUAAGACAUGGCGAGUUUCUGGCUUCUGUGUGACGAGAAAUGGACUUUUAUAUCUAAUUUGCUAUAAAUGAACUUCCCUUUUGUGAUCGUUAUGAUACCAGUUGUUUUGGUUGUUAGCAGAUUGCAAAAUUGUAUCCCAACCGUUGAUGAAUUCUUCCAAUUCCCAUUUGAUCAUGAAUUUGUAUAGGCCCCUCAAAGAAAGGCAAUAGCACGCAGAUCAAUGGUGAGUCUGCAUGUAUACUAGUCGAAAAGAGCAU